Molecule: messenger RNA, 3692 nt
Organism: Prionailurus viverrinus (fishing cat)
Lineage: Eukaryota; Metazoa; Chordata; Mammalia; Carnivora; Felidae
Gene: SEC14L5
Product: SEC14 like lipid binding 5
Exons: 16
Coding region: 110-2197 (695 amino acids)
Cellular component (GO): cytoplasm
Source: RefSeq, a predicted model, not a curated record
UCAGCGCCAUACUGACCCCGGGGCUGCCUCCCGGGAGGUUCCGAGGGCGAGGGCGAGGGUUUUGUGCUCACUCCUGCCUGGGUGCUUCUGUUGGCGCUCCUGCGAGAACAUGGUGCAGAAGUACCAGUCUCCUGUCCGCAUCUACAAGUACCCAUUUGAGCUGGUCAUGGCGGCCUAUGAGAAGCGCUUCCCCACCUGCCCGCAGAUCCCCGUCUUCCUGGGCAGCGAGGUCCUGCGCGAGUCCCGCAGCGCAGACGGGGCGGUGCACGUGGUGGAGCGGAGCUGCAGGUUGCGUGUGGAGGCCCCGCGGCUGCUGCGCAAGAUUGCCGGCGUAGAGCACGUGGUCUUUGUGCAGAGAAACGUGUUGAACUGGAGGGAGAGGACCCUCCUCAUUGAAGCCCACAAUGAGACCUUCGCCAACCGCGUGGUGGUCAACGAGAACUGCAGCUACACUGUCCACCCCGAGAAUGAAGAGUGGACUUGCUUUGAGCAAUCCGCCUCGCUCGACAUCCGGUCCUUCUUUGGCUUCGAAAGUGCCUUGGAGAAGAUCGCCAUGAAGCAGUACACAGCUAACGUCAAGAGGGGGAAGGAGGUGAUUGAACAUUACCUGAACGAGCUUAUCUCCCAGGGCACCUCUCACAUUCCCCGGUGGACGCCUGCCCCCGUCCGAGAGGAGGACGCCCGCUCCCAGGCUGGGCUGAGGGAUCCGGGCUCCCUGGAGGUUGACGGGCCCAUCGGUGCUCCAGGCUCUGCGCCUGAGGUGGUGGUUACGGACGGGGACAAGCUAGAUGCAGACUACAUUGAGCGCUGCCUGGGUCAUCUCACACCCAUGCAGGAGAGCUGCCUCAUCCAGCUGCGACACUGGCUGCAGGAGACCCACAAAGGCAAGAUUCCCAAAGAUGAACACAUCCUUCGGUUCCUGCGGGCUCGUGACUUCCACCUGGACAAGGCCCGGGAGAUGCUGCGCCUGUCCCUGAGCUGGCGAAAGCAGCACCAGGUGGAUUUCCUCCUUCAGACCUGGCGACCCCCUGCUCUCCUGGAGGAAUUCUAUGCGGGGGGCUGGCACUACCAGGACAUAGACGGCCGCCCCCUCUAUAUCCUGCGCCUGGGCCACAUGGACACCAAAGGCUUGAUGAAGGCUGUGGGGGAGGAGGCACUGCUGAAACAUGUUCUUUCCGUCAAUGAGGAAGGACAGAAGAGAUGUGAAGGGAACACAAAGCAGUUUGGCCGUCCCAUCAGCUCCUGGACCUGCCUGGUGGACCUGGAGGGUCUCAACAUGCGGCAUCUAUGGCGGCCGGGGGUGAAGGCCCUGCUGCGGAUGAUUGAGGUGGUCGAGGACAACUACCCUGAGACCCUGGGCCGGCUGCUCAUCGUGAGAGCCCCCCGCGUCUUCCCGGUGCUCUGGACGCUGAUCAGCCCCUUCAUCAAUGAAAACACCAGGCAGAAGUUCCUCAUCUACAGUGGCAGCAAUUACCAGGGCCCCGGAGGCCUCGUGGACUACCUAGAUAAAGAAGUGAUCCCCGACUUCCUUGGGGGAGAGUGUGUGUGUAAUGUCCCCGAAGGAGGGCUGGUCCCCAAGUCCCUCUAUCUGACAGAAGAGGAGCAAGAGCACACAGACCAGCUGCGGCAGUGGAGAGAGACUUACCAGUCGGCCAGCGUUCUCCGAGGGGCCCCCCAUGAGGUUGCCGUGGAGAUUCUGGAGGGCGAGUCAGUCAUCACCUGGGACUUUGACAUCCUGAGGGGGGACGUGGUGUUCAGCCUGUACCACAGCAAGCAGGUGCCCAAGCCUGGACCCCAGGAGCCUGGGGCCAGGGCCGGCGGGCAGCUGACGGACAAGGGCUGGGUCCUAGGUGUGGAUUACAGCCGUGUGGAAGCCCCCCUUGUCUGCCGGGAAGGGGAGAGCAUCCAGGGCUCCCAUGUGACCCGGUGGCCUGGCACCUACUUGCUCCAGUGGCAAAUGCACAGCCCCCCUGGCAAUGUGGCCUGCAGCAUCCCGGGUGUGGAGGAUGUCCUGACGGCCCUGCACAGCCCUGGCCCCAAGUGCAAACUCCUCUACUACUACGAGGUGCUGGCGUCUGAGGACUUCAGGGGCUCCAUGUCCAGCCUGGAAUCCUGCACCAGCGGCUUCUCCCAGCUCAGUGCCACCACUUCCUCCUCUUCUGGCCAAUCCCACAGCAGCCCCCUGGUCUCCAGAUAGCUGGGACUGAGCCCUGUGGGGCAGCCUGCUCGCCUCCCACGUUUCAAGUGUCCGUGAGGUCUGGGACCACGUGGGCUUCAGCCCUGGGUCUGGACACUAAGUGGGGGCAUCUGGAGCCGAUGGCAAUGAUCCAGCUCAUGCACUCUUCAGGAUGCAAGACAGAACCAUCUCCUUUGGGCUUCAUGUGAGGAAAAGCCAAGGAAUGGUUGGGCCACCUUUGGGCCUGCCUGGUCUGGGAGCUCAGGGAUGUCAUCAGGCUCAGCACCCCCUCUCCACCUCUGGCUCUUUCCCUGGGGCAGCCUCCUUCUCAGGUGCCUUCCCCACGCAGAGGGCCCCAUCACCAUUAGGCUCCCUCUCUCCUCCCAGCUCAGCUGUGGAAGAGAACCUCUCUCCCCCAAAGUUCGAUCCAACCUCCCAGAACUGAGUCUAAUCAGUCCAUCUGGGUCCCACACUAGUCCUUGAACCAAUCACAGUUGCCAGGGGAACAAAGAACACAGACUGGCCAGUAGGUUUCUGUCUACGAUCUGGACCAAUCACCAUACAGGGAUGGGGUUUCAGUGAUUGGCCUACCUGGACCACAUGCCUGUUCCCGAAGCCAACCACCUGGUUUGAAAAUCAUAAGGAGGUUGCCUCUAGGAAUACUGGGAUACCCGACAAGAAGAGGGAAAGAAUGCUGGGUAGGCAGAAAUGAUUGGCGUUCACAUCUGAUUCCCUAGCGAUGCCCUGUGUCCCAGACAUGCAUGGUGAACAGUUAUAUGAGUUACAGGCUCCACUGUCUGUGGGGAGCAGCCCACCCUGGAUCUGAAAUCCAUUUUCCCAGAGCUUGGCUAGGAAGGAAACCUGACCACCAUUGACUUGAGGAGGGUGGAGAGGCCCAGGCAGUGAUGAAGUGGCUCUAGCUGUCUUUAAACUCCUCUGGAGGUUCUUUUCUUUCUUCGGAGCAGUUUAAUUAUGAGUUUUUUGGUUGUGAGUCACAGAGACCCACACAAAAGGGUAACCAGUCAUGAGCACAUGUAAUUGGCCAGUCCAGGAUCUCUUGCUUCAGGUAAGGCUGGAUCCAGGACCUCAACAUGGCAUCAGGACUCCCCUUACGGGGAGGAGGAGGCUGUGACUUUGUUGUGUCUGCCCUAUGGCAAACCCGACCCCUGGAACCUGCUACUGAUAGACAGACGUUCCUUGAGUUCUGCAUGGGAGAGUUUUGGGUAUGCUCGGGGCUUGAGGACACUUCUCCUUUCCUUUCCUGGGCUCCCAAAAAGGUAACAAGUCACAGGUUACCAACUGGCCGACUGCAGUCUGAUCUGGCUUUUGUUUUUGCCUAUAGAGAGAUUGAAAAAUUAGGGCAUUUCACACAGAGAUCAGGAUGUCUAGUUUCCCUCAGGCAUUUGGGACUAUUGGCAAAAUGGGGCCACUGUUGCCAUGUAAAGGCAAGACAACUGUGUCUCCUGGAUGGGGGCCACCCCAGUCCUCACCCGUCUAUCAACCUAGUCCACAUCAC